Molecule: messenger RNA, 592 nt
Organism: Protopterus annectens (West African lungfish)
Lineage: Eukaryota; Metazoa; Chordata; Ceratodontiformes; Protopteridae
Gene: UBA52
Product: ubiquitin A-52 residue ribosomal protein fusion product 1
Exons: 5
Coding region: 143-529 (128 amino acids)
Biological process (GO): modification-dependent protein catabolic process; protein ubiquitination; translation
Cellular component (GO): cytoplasm; ribosome; nucleus
Molecular function (GO): structural constituent of ribosome; protein tag activity; ubiquitin protein ligase binding
Source: RefSeq, a predicted model, not a curated record
AACUCUAGUACCAUAAAGUUUGUAAUGCACUAUAGAGUGUCUAGUUUGCAGAACGGAAGUUGAAAGAAAAUAACGUUUACUGUAUCCUGUCCUCCUUUUCGUUUGAGCUCGGGUGGUGAGCGGGUGACACAGGGGUUCCAAGAUGCAGAUUUUUGUGAAAACCCUGACUGGGAAAACUAUCACAUUAGAGGUUGAACCUAGUGAUACCAUAGAAAAUGUGAAGGCAAAGAUCCAGGAUAAAGAAGGCAUUCCACCUGAUCAGCAACGUCUGAUUUUUGCUGGCAAGCAACUUGAAGAUGGUCGUACCCUGUCUGACUACAAUAUUCAGAAAGAGUCUACUCUUCAUCUGGUACUUCGUCUCCGUGGUGGAAUUAUUGAGCCAUCCCUUCGUCAACUUGCUCAAAAGUACAACUGCGACAAAAUGAUCUGCCGCAAAUGUUAUGCUCGUCUUCAUCCACGUGCUGUUAAUUGCCGUAAGAAGAAAUGCGGUCAUACCAACAACUUGCGCCCAAAGAAGAAGCAGAAGUAAACUAGUUGCUUUGGUUGUAAAGACUGUAUUGUAGUGCUGCAAAUAAAGACUUAUUGGCUAUUA